This is a messenger RNA of Argiope bruennichi, 2161 nucleotides long. Its product is annotated as serine/threonine-protein kinase ULK3-like. The transcript is spliced from 7 exons. The record is from RefSeq and is a predicted model, not a curated record. Gene Ontology annotation, biological process: protein phosphorylation; mitotic DNA damage checkpoint signaling. Gene Ontology annotation, cellular component: nucleus. The coding region runs from base 1 to 2028 and encodes 675 amino acids. Gene Ontology annotation, molecular function: protein serine/threonine kinase activity; ATP binding. Lineage: Eukaryota; Metazoa; Arthropoda; Arachnida; Araneae; Araneidae.
AUGGCAGAAGAGUUUUUAAAAACCGAUCCGGAUGCUGACGAUCAAGAACUGAUUGUAGAAAGCAAAAGAGCCAUUAAUUAUUUGCAAGUUCAAAGAAAUUACAGAUACGUUGAAUUCUUGGCCCAGGGAGGGUAUGGCUGGGUGUCUUUGGUGUAUGAUGACACGGAGAAGCGUGCUCUGGCGAUCAAGUGCACUAUCGACACCAGCGAAAUGGAGCUGACUUGGUGGCCGAAGUUACAGCAUGACACCAUUUUGCCCCUCAUCGAGUACAUCACACUCGACAGCUGCACCGUUUUCAUAAUGCCCGCCAUGAGGAAAGAUCUCUGGAUGUGUGUGAACGAACCUCAAUUCUACCGGGAAGAGCUGAGCUUCGGACUUUGCCGCAUCUGGCUUGGGGAUGUGGCCACUGCCUUGGACUACCUGCACAGCCAGCAGCUCUGUCAUCUCGACCUGAAGCUGGAUAACGUUUUUCUCAAGGACAAUGGAAGGGCUUGUCUGGGGGACUUCUCACUCCUCUCAGACAGCAGGGAGGUACCAGCUAAGUUCCACUUCCUUGAGCUGUACGAACCUCCUGAGUUCACGCACUGGUGCCAUGGGCAAGCCCCCAGUGCAAUUACCAACGCAGUCCAGUUUACUGGUGACAAGGCAGAUAUGUGGCAGUAUGGCAUCCUUUCUCUGGACCUCCUAACCAACCUUUCACUUAGUGGCGACCGAAGUAACUAUUUUACACUAUGGCACCAUGAUGUGUGGCCUUUCGUCCAGAAAGUUUUACUGCACAGGGAGUACUUGGAAUAUCUGAUGGAAGACACCUUCCAGAACGUGUUCUUCAACCCUCUUGACUUUGAACUCUGCCACGAGUUCCUGGAACAAAUUCUUAUCAUUGAACCGAAUGCCAGAGUGAGUGCUGCUGAAGCUAUGAAGCAUGAAUUUGUGAAUGUGGAUUGGCCACACAUGCCGGCCUCCUUCGGGAUGCCAAAACAGAUAACUGCUCAUCCGUCGAAGCAAAGAUCUAAGGAUGUGAUGAAGAAACCAUUUGCUGAAGGGGAGGAAGAAGCUGUGGAAGUACCCUUGGGAGAGUCUGCAGCACAGGCUGCAGAGGUGCUGAAGAAAAAGAAGGAAAAACUACAGAAACAAAAGCAGGAAAGGAGACAAUCUUUUGCUGCUAUAGCAGGUAAAAAUCCAUUAAUGAUUCGACACAAUAUCUCCGGUAUGAAUGUAGAAGCUGACAGGUCAACAUCGCAUGAGUUGAGUAUGAGCGACAUCGAGGUUCGAGACAAUAUCGUCAUCAAGAAGUCAGUAGAGCCAAAUACCAGGAGUAACUCUGAAAGCAGAAACCCAGGCACCAAAAAGAUCGCUUCUAUCUCACCAUAUAAAAAACUGCAACCCAAAAUUAAUAGAGAUCCCGCCAAGUCAACAUCCUCCCAGUUAGGACGAUCUAGCAGAAGCUCAACUGAACAGGUCACUAGGUUCCUUAGUUCAUCAGACAAAAAUCCUAAAAGCAAAUCUCCGGUUAGGAAGGUAUCUGAACCAAAAGGCAAAUCACCUUCUGCUAAAAAGUCUCCAGGUGCUGCCCGCAAAAAUUCGUCAGCAUUGAAGAAAUCAAGUAAUACAAAAAAAUCUCCAAAAGAUGAAAAGUCGCCAAGUAAACCUAAAGACAGCAAAAUACCAUCAAGUAGAAAGUCGCCAAAGGGUUCGCAAGGCUCGACGACUGCUAAAAAGUCGCCAAGAUUUAGAAAAACUCCAGGAAAUCCAAAAAGUUCAUCAAAAGAUCAAGAAAAUACGGCGAGAUCCAGAAAGUCGACAAGUGAUCAGGAUGAUAAGAUGAAAGGCCAGACUUCCACAGAUGAUCAGAAAAACACAGCAAAAUCUGCAGAAGACAGUGAAAAGUCUACAGCGUCUAGUGACAAAGAUUCUAAAGUUACGAAAAACAUCUCUUUUGGUUCUCAGGAAGGCCGCAAAGUGUCAAGCCAUGAAAUCUCGCACCAGAACCUUCUCGAAUAUGAAACUCCAAGACAAUCUGGCAUUUAAAUACAGCAAUGAAAACCAGACACAAACGACUACCGAUGAUCAAUAUUUAUAGAAGCUGCAAACUGUUUUGAAAGAAAUUACAGUAAAUGAGAACGACAGUAAGCCAUCUACACUAUCAAAUCCCAAUUUUCAU